This is a messenger RNA of Knipowitschia caucasica, 1185 nucleotides long. The record is from the annotation of a GenBank genome assembly. Lineage: Eukaryota; Metazoa; Chordata; Actinopteri; Gobiiformes; Gobiidae.
AUGCUGCGCAGGUGUCUCUUUGUGGCGCUGCUGUUCAGCCAGCUCUCUAGCGCCCCUUCUGCUCCUGUUGGAGGUGAGCCCUCUGACCCCUCUGCUGUUGGAGGUGUGCUCUCUGACCCCUCUGCUGUUGGAGAUGACACAACUUCCGACGACACGUCUGUUUCACCUGGCCCCGCCCCCACAGAAGGCUCAGACUCUGAGGAAACUACAGAAGCUCCAUCUGCGGAGACCAGCACCCACCAAACAGAUGAAGUUGAAGAAGAAGCACAGAGCCCUGGAUCCAACUCCAAUGACCCAAGUGACCUGAACGACCCGAGUGAACCAAGCAAAACAAGCGAAACCAGUGACACAUCUCCACAACAAUCAGAUGAAUCCAACUCAGAGACUGAGUCUGGAUCUGAGACCGAGUCCAAGCCCCAGACCGACUCCAUGACCGAGACCGAGUCCACGACUGAGACCGAGUCAACGACCGAGACCGAGUCCAAGAUGGAGGCCGAGUCUGAAUCCACAUCUGACUCCGGAGACAACACUGAAGAUUCUGAACCAAAUGCAGAGGAAGAUGCAGAGGUUGGGGAUGUUGGCGAGUCAAAGGAAGUAAAUGGAAAUUCAGCAGGCGAGACUGUAGACCUGAAGGAUACAGAGGACUUGGUAGAUACCGAAGAUGAUACUGAAGAGGCGGAUGAUACUGAAGAGGAGGAUGAUACUGAAGAGGAGGAUGAUACUGAAGAGGAGAAUGAUAAUGAAGAGGAGGAUGAUACUGAAGAAGAGGUUGAUUCCAAAGAGGAGGUUGAUUCCAAAGAGGAGGACAAUACUGCAGAGGAGGACGAGGAGACGUCAGAUGAUGAGGCGACAGGGGAAGACACUACGGAAGAUGAUUCCUCAGAAGAGGAAGAAAAUGGGGACAAGAAAGAAGAUUUCUCAGAUAGGGACACCAGUGAUGAGGAUCAGGAAGAGGACAAAGAGGAGGGAGGCAGCGAUGAGCAUUCAUCAGAAGAGGAGGAUAAUGUGUCAUCAGAACAACUAGAUGUCAAAAGAUUCAGACGAUCAUACCGAGUCUACAGAAGCCACAACGGGAUUGAUCGACUUGACCAGUGUCACUCACGGGAUGGCGUAGAAACAGCGGCUCUAUGGGGUAAACAACACCAAGGUCAAGGGUGUUCUAUUGGCCAGUGUGUCGGGCGCUGA